ACUAAGCAAGUAUUCCGCUUCUUCUUCCCCUCUCCGUCUUUCCCACUUCCCUCCAUUACUCUCUUUCUCUGUUUCGAAUUCAGGGGAAACGCCGGCUCGAAGUAAAACAAACUUGCUCUCUCGUUUGUCGUUUCGGGUGUUAUGUGUGUUGAUUUAAGGGAUGGAGAAACCACCAGCCAUGGAUAUAUUGCCGCCCCCACCUCCAGCUAUACCAUCUGGUGUGAAACCAGAGAGACUUGAGACUCCAAAGUGUUUGCCAAUAAGAAGGUCUGGUUUUGGAAAAGAGGGAAGGCGUAUUUCAUUGCUUACAAAUCACUUCAAAGUUACUUUUGGUGCUAUGGAUGGGAUUUUCUUUCAAUAUAGUGUUUCCAUUAUCUCUGAUGAUAAGCGAGCUGUUGAAGGCAAGGGGAUUGGGAGAAAAGUAAUUGAUAAACUUUACCAAACAUAUGCUUCUGAGUUUGAAGGGAAGACAUUUGCUUAUGAUGGAGAAAAAAGCUUAUACACUGUGGGCUCUCUUCCCCAAAACAACUUUGAAUUCACAGUGGUGCUUGAAGAAUCAUCUUUCAAACGCAAUGGGAGCCCCACUGAGGGUGACCGUAAGCGGUCAAGGCAGUCUUAUCAAUCAAAAUUAUUUAAAGUAGAGAUCAGUUUUUCUGCAAAAAUUCCCAUGAAAUCCAUUGCUUCAGCUCUGAAAGGAAAUGAGGUUGACAACACUCAAGAUGCAUUGAGAGUGCUUGAUAUUAUCUUGAGGCAGCAAGCAGCUAGCAGAGGAUGCCUACUUGUCAGACAGUCAUUUUUCCAUGAUGAUGUGAGGAAUUUCACUGACUUAGGAGGUGGGAUUACUGGCUGCAAAGGUUUUCAUUCAAGUUUCCGUACCACACAGAGUGGAUUGUCAUUGAAUAUGGAUGUGUCAACAACAAUGAUAUUAACUCCUGGGCCUGUUAUAGACUUUUUACUUGCCAACCAGAAUGUUAGAGACCCAAGACAUAUUAAGUGGGACCAAGCCAAAAAAAUGCUAAAAAAUUUGAGGGUAAAGGCAAUGCACAACAACAUGGAAUUCAAGAUCAUAGGAGUGAGCGAGAAAACGUGCAAUGAGCAAUAUUUUUCACUUAAAGUGAAAAAUGGAGAAGGUGCUGAUGGUGAAGGAAAAACUAUAGAGGUCACUGUGUAUGAUUAUUUUGUCCAUCAUCGUAAAAUAGAAUUAACGUAUUCUGCAUACUUGCCCUGCCUUAAUGUUGGUAGACCAAAGCGACCCAAUUAUCUUCCACUUGAGCUCUGUUCGCUCGUGUCAUUGCAACGUUAUACCAAAGCACUAUCUACCAUGCAGAGAUCUUCCUUAGUUGAAAAGUCAAGACAAAAGCCUCAGGAGCGCAUAGAUAUUGUGACUGGUGCUAUGAGUAACUUUAAAUUUGAUGAAGAUCCAAUUCUUUCUGCUUGUGGUAUUUCUAUUGAGAAACACCUGACUCAAGUUGAAGGUCGCAUACUUAAUGCACCAACACUAAAAGUUGGUAACAAUGAAAAUUGCAACCCUCAUAAUGGGAGAUGGAACUUUAAUAACAAGAAACUAUUUUCCCCAAUUAGAAUUGAACGCUGGGCAAUUGUCAACUUUUCUGCUCGGUGUGAUAUAAGCUAUCUCUCUCGUGAGCUUAUUAACUGUGGAAGAAAUAAAGGAAUUCAUAUUGAACGACCUUUUACAUUAAUUGAAGAAGAUCAUCAGUGGAGGAGGGCUGGGCCCAUCACAAGAGUUGAAAAGAUGUUUGAACUGUUAAGGUCUAAGCUUCCUGGGCCCCCUGAAUUUCUGCUUUGUGUCUUGCCAGAGCGGAAAAUUUCAGAUAUCUAUGGGCCUUGGAAGAAGAAAAACCUUCAUGAACUGGGAAUUGUCACACAAUGUAUCUCCCCCACAAAGAUCAAUGACCAGUAUCUCACAAAUGUACUUCUAAAAAUCAAUGCCAAGCUUGGAGGUACAAAUUCUCUGUUAGCAGUUGAGCAUUCACCAUGUAUUCCAUUUAUAAAGGAAACUCCUACGAUGAUCCUGGGAAUGGAUGUUUCCCAUGGGUCUCCAGGCCAAUCAGAUGUACCUUCCGUAGCUGCGGUUGUUGGCUCGAGAUCGUGGCCCUUAAUUUCAAGGUACAGGGCAUCUGUGAGAACACAAUCACCUAAAGUGGAGAUGAUUGAUUCUUUGUACAAACCUGUAGAGAGUGGAGAGGAUGAUGGCAUCAUGAGAGAGCUAUUGAUUGACUUCUACCAGACAAGUAAUUCACGGAAGCCUGGACAGAUCAUCAUAUUUAGGGAUGGAGUGAGUGAAUCACAGUUUAACCAAGUUUUGAACAUAGAACUGGAGCAAAUCAUUAAGGCAUUGGAGCACCUGGGUGAAACCACAUUUCCAAAGUUCACAGUUAUUGUGGCACAAAAGAAUCACCACACUAAGCUGUUCCUAGAUGGUGCCCCUGAUAAUGUUCCACCAGGAACAGUGGUUGAUACAAAAGUUGUGCAUCCAAGAAAUUAUGACUUCUACAUGUGUGCUCAUGCAGGAAGGAUAGGAACAUCCAGGCCUGCUCACUAUCAUGUCUUACUUGAUGAAAUUGGUUUCUCUGCUGAUGACCUGCAAAAGCUUGUUCACUCACUCUCCUAUGUGUACCAGAGGAGUACGACGGCAGUCUCUAUUGUUGCACCAAUCUGCUAUGCACACCUUGCUGCACAACAAAUGGGGCAGUUCAUGAAAUUUGAUGAUUCUUCAGAUUCUUCCUCCAGCCAUGGAGGUAUCACCUCAGCAGUGAGUUUCUUGGUUCCAGAGCUUCCAAAGUUGCACGAGAAGGUCAGGAGUUCUAUGUUCUUCUGUUAACACUAUGAAAGCAUAGACUCAGCUUUUUGUGGAUACCUGGAAUUUGAUAAGUUGAGGAUGUGUACAUACUUGGGCUGUAUAGAAUACAGGCCACCCAAGUGUCAAUUUUGGGUGCCAUUACCUGUUGGAAUACGGGUGUGACUAUAUGGAAAGAUGUGCAUAACUUAAGAAAUAUUCCCUGUUCAUGGGGUUUUACUCUUGGAACCUGAAAUUUUUUCUUCCAUUUUGAUCUAAGUUUUGUAAAGGAGGGAACAAAUGAUAGUUGGAAGGUUUGGGAUGUAUUUUAGAACUCACUUUAAAUAUAUAUCAUUUAUCAGCUACCAUAUCUA
This is a messenger RNA of Nelumbo nucifera (sacred lotus), 3171 nucleotides long. RefSeq names its product protein argonaute 16. NCBI's taxonomy places the organism in Eukaryota, Viridiplantae, Streptophyta, Magnoliopsida, Proteales, Nelumbonaceae. Gene Ontology annotation, molecular function: protein binding; RNA binding. The record is from RefSeq and is a predicted model, not a curated record.